AUGGCCGCGGGAGUUAUCCGGCCGCUCUGUGACUUCCGGCUGCCCCUGCCAGCCCUCCGGCCCUUCCCGCCCCCGGCCCCGGAGCCCCCAGACACUUCCGAGGAGGAGGAGGAGGGGGAGGAGGAGGAGCUGGAGACUGAGGGGCCAGAGGGCCACAGCCCAGCCCCCUGCAGCCCAGGCUGGGCCCCUGAAGUUCUCCCCCAGGACCCCAGCAGCCCGGAGACGCCGCUGCAGCUGUUGCGGUUCUCGGAGCUCAUCAGCGGUGACAUCCAGCGGUACUUUGGCCGCAAGGACCGGGGGCAGGACCCCGAUGCCUGUGACAUCUACGCCGACGGCCGCCCGGCCAGCAGCUCGGCCAGGGAGCUCUCCUGCGCCGACCUGGUGCGCCCGGCCCGCGGCGCCCCCCCAGAAGACCAUGAGGCCACCGAGCCCGGGGGCUGCUCCCCAGGGUGCCCCGAGGGGCAGGCCCGUGGGCCAGGCCUUGGCGGGGACGGGCCGCAGCUGCUGGGGCCCCUGGCCGAGCUCUUCGACUACGGGCUGCGGCAGUGCUCGGGGCCCCAGGCGGCGGGCGGCCGGCGACUCAGGCUGGAGCGCAAGUACGGCCACAUCACCCCCAUGACCCAGAGGAAGCUGCCCCCGUCCUUCUGGAGGGAGCCGGCGACCAGUCCCCUGGGCCUGCUGCACCCUGGCACGCCCGACUUCAGCGACCUGCUGGCCAGCUGGUCGGCAGAGGCCGGGUCUGAGCUGCUGGGCACGGGGGCCCUGGGCCUGGAGGAGGUGCAGCUGGCCGAGGCCUAG
Dama dama (fallow deer) is the source of this 798-nucleotide messenger RNA. It is a transcript of the gene PERCC1, whose product is annotated as proline and glutamate rich with coiled coil 1. Bases 1 to 798 code for a protein of 265 amino acids. The transcript has a single exon. The record is from RefSeq and is a predicted model, not a curated record. Lineage: Eukaryota; Metazoa; Chordata; Mammalia; Artiodactyla; Cervidae.